Messenger RNA from Alternaria ethzedia, 831 nucleotides. RefSeq lists its product as uncharacterized. NCBI's taxonomy places the organism in Eukaryota, Fungi, Ascomycota, Dothideomycetes, Pleosporales, Pleosporaceae. Gene Ontology annotation, molecular function: oxidoreductase activity. The transcript has 2 exons. The coding region runs from base 1 to 831 and encodes 276 amino acids. The record is from RefSeq and is a predicted model, not a curated record.
AUGGCUACAGUACCGUCAGAGCCUCCGUCCCGUGGCCUCAAAAAUAAAGUCGCGAUCGUAACUGGAGCAGGCUGCGAUGGUGAUGGAAUAGGAAACGGCCGUGCGAUAUCGAUCAUGCUCGCCGAUGAGGGCUGCCAUGUUCUCUGCCUGGAUUUGAACAUGGACUGGGCGCAGAAGACUGCGGAAAUGGCAGCGUCAAAACCGCAUCGCGGAAAAGCAAUUGCAAUCCAGGCCGAUGUUACCAGGGCCAGCGAUUGCGAGGCAGCAGUGGAUAAAGCAAUGCAAGAGUUCGGCAAGCUGGAUAUACUGGUGAACAACGUAGGUGUCAGCGGUGCACCAGGUACGGCAGUUGAUGUCGACAUGGAGGCAUGGGCAAAGGGACUUGAGAUCAACGUGAGCAGCAUGGUGCAGAUGACGAAGUACUGUGUACCGGCCAUGCAAAAGAACGAAGGCGAAACGAAAGGCAGCAUCGUCAACAUGGGUUCCGUGGCUGGACUGAAAGGCGGCACACCACAUCUGUUGUAUCCGACCAGCAAAGGUGCGGUGGUGAAUAUGACGAGAGCGAUGGCUGCGCAUCACGCCCCCGAUGGCAUUAGGAUGCUUUACACACCCAUGAUGUAUGCAAGUGGCAUGAGCGAGGAAGCCCGAGAAGCUCGAAAGAAGAGAAGUUUGCUGGGUACAGAAGGCAAUGGCUGGGACGCAGCAUGCGCUGUAACCUUUCUGAGUUCAGAUCAUGCGAGAUGGAUAACGGGUGCGGUUUUGCCUGUCGAUGCCGGCGCGACAGCCGCAGUGGGCAUCGGUAUGCCAAAGAGUGCCAGUGUCAAUGGCUAG